CUCUUCCUUCUUGUAACAAAACAAAAUAACAACAGCUGGAAGCAGCUAAAGAUGGCCGCCAUGAUAGCCUCCGCCAACACGGCGGGGCUCAGCUCCCACAGGAUGGAGGAGAAGAAGUUUGAAUACUUUUCCUCCAUCAACUCCAUGGCGAGGAAGAUAAUGCAGGAGAGGAAGACUAUCGAAGAGAAACACGGCCCUACAUGGGAGAAAAUGACGCAUCAGGAGCAGGACAGCGCCAUCGAUAACGAGAUGAUGGAUCCUCAGAUCCGAGCCCGAUACGCCAUGCACAGAGUAGACCGUGAAGAAGUGCUCUGUUACCCCAAACUUCUCAUUCAGACGGGCCAGAAGAUUGUUCACUUCGGAGAGGAGGAUAUGACCUGGCAAGAUGAGCAUUCUGCCCCUUUCUCGUGGGAAACAAAGAGCCAGUUGGACUUCAGCUUGACGUCUGGCCCGGCAGAACAGGGAGUCUCAGUCUCUCAGGCCGAAUCAAAGCCUGCGAAGGUUCCUCAUUCCAACCAGAUCAGCAAGAGUACUCCAGGAACUAAGGUGACUGUCAGCGAGGCCCGGAGGCCAGAGGAGGAGUCUUCUUUCUGGAAGAUCAGCGCCGAGAGGUCCAGGCUGGAGGGAGAGAUGGCCGACUUCCAGUCUCUGACCCCCAGCCAGAUCAAGUCCCUGGAGAAAGGAGAGAAAUCCCUGCCCUCGUACCUCCGACUGGAGACCUCUGUGAACACCAAGGAGCCUGAGGUAGUGGAGCCCCCCCCUCCCGCUCAUACCAGGUCCACAAAGCACCGAGCCCCCAAAGCUCCGGCCCCUCAGCCCCCUGUUCCUCUUAAUCUUCCUCUUCCUCUUCCUGUGGCUGUCAGCGCUACACCAGCCUCCAUCUCCAUCUCUCCCAACCCUCCUCCUCCUGUCAGGGUGUCGUCGUCCGUGGCCGGGUGGGAGCGCUCUCAGAGCACGCUGCCCUCCGUCGGGACCACCGUGGACGAGGUGUUCUCCUCCGGGAUGAUGCCCAAACCCUCCAAGCCCUCCAACCCCCCCGGCAGUGUGAGAAGAGAGCGAGAACAGAGAGAACAGAGAGAGGAAGACGGCUCCUCCGCCAGCCCCACCUUCGCCCAGUACAACACAAACAACAACCUCCUGAAGACCGGAUUCGACUUCCUUGACAACUGGUAAAACCACAGCUGAGUUUUUCAGCCCCCGCCUUGAAUGAAUCAUCGCCAUCAUCACUCUGAAGAAGGACCACACUGCCAUGACUACAGACACCCACGUCCACAUCUACCAGUCUUUAUCAUGAUCACAUUAUAUUGUUGUGAUUAUCUCCAGUGGCUUGUUAA
Molecule: messenger RNA, 1334 nt
Organism: Trematomus bernacchii (emerald rockcod)
Lineage: Eukaryota; Metazoa; Chordata; Actinopteri; Perciformes; Nototheniidae
Gene: cunh1orf198
Product: chromosome unknown C1orf198 homolog
Exons: 6
Coding region: 52-1173 (373 amino acids)
Source: RefSeq, a predicted model, not a curated record